ACUCCAGGGAUAUAAAGGCCCGAAGCGCCUAGAUCGUCACCACUCACCAUCCUCCACCCAAUCCAAGACCCAGCUGCAAACUUGCGAUCCUCCCAUUCCCAUCUGGCCCCCUCCAAGAACCACGAUCGCAUUAAAAAAAAAAUGCUGAACUCGACUGUGGAGCUGAUCGCCCUCUGGGCGUCGUCCAGCCCGUCGCUCCUGGCAUUCUGCUUCUCCCACCUCAUCAUCGCCGUCCUCCUCCUCGGCGGCCGCGGCUGCGCGUCAGGACUGGAUGCUGACGGCCGUGGAGACUGGAAUUCGGAAGCUGCCCGGGCUGAACCCCUGCAUGGUGUCCAAGUACAAGGGGGUAGAAAGAGCGAUGGAGGACAAGAGGAUGCAGCCGCCGCCAUGGACGUGGCCAACAGCCGCGGCCGCGGCGGCGAGGUCGACGCGGCUGCUGUCCAGUUGGGGGCUAUCGAAAAGAAGAGCGGAGCUGAGGGGGAGUCCAUCGUCGCUGCUGGCGCGUCGCAGGAGAGACGCGCCGGCGAUGCGGAGGAGGAUGAGCUCAUGGAGCGGGCCGAGGAGUUCAUCCAGAGGAUGAACCGAGCCUGGAGGACGGAGAACGUGAGCCUCUGCUGACGCGCUGCUGCUGUCUCUUGGCCUCUUGGGUGUUGCAGGUGCUCUGCCUGUGCGUUCUGAUUCAGAACGGGGAGGAAAGGCAGAGGAAAUUAUCGAACUUUUGACUUGCCCUGCUAUCUGCGGACGAAUUUUGAUGUCACUAAUUUCGGGAACCUUUUCUCUAACCUACGGAGUAUAACAUAAGAUGGAGUUUGAAAAUUGGCUCGUGUAGUAAACUGUAAACAAGCAGUGUAACAUAAGAUGGUAGCAUUACAAUUCCUCCUCAAUCAGUCGCGGUCAGGAGUAAGCUCACGCAGCUAGCAACAAUCCAAAGACAGCGAUGAAACGAAUCGCCCAGUGAACUCCGACCAGAAUAAACUCUCAGAAAACAUCCCAACAACAAGAAGAAAAACAUGACGUGGCUAAUGAACUUACCACACCGUCACACGUACAUAGGGUCUUCGCAACAGCACGUCGCCUAGCAAUCUACACGUGCUACGGCGCUUACCAUGGAGGCAUGGAGCUCCUUCUUGCCUACGCAACAUGCGCCAUCCUCGUCGUCUCCUCCCUGCGCCUCUUCGCCGGCGCCUGCAGCAACCUGCCCCCACCUCCUGGACCUCGACGCCCACCCGUACCGCUCCCUCGCGCGCCACAAUUCGCCCAUGGCGCUCCGCCUGGGCACGGUCACCACGCUCGUCACCUCCUUCGCGGACGCCGCCUGCUACGUUCUGCAGCUCCACGACGCCGCCCUCUCGGUGCGCUCCGUCCUGGACGCCGCCCGCGCGCGCGUGCACGGCGAUCACUCCGUGGGCUGGCUCGCCCUGCGCAAGGUGUGCUCCGCGGAGCUCUUGGCGUCGCGCCGCCUCGAUCGCCGCGACAAGGUGCGGCAGCUCGGGUCCCACGUGGCCCGCAGCCCGCUUGGCGCGCGAGGACACAGACGUCGCCUUCGGCCACGCGGCCUUCACGACCGUGCUGAACCUGCUCUCCUGCGCCAUCUUCUCUUCCGACCAUGAUCAGGGUAGCCGCC
Messenger RNA from Setaria italica (foxtail millet), 1624 nucleotides. RefSeq lists its product as uncharacterized. Lineage: Eukaryota; Viridiplantae; Streptophyta; Magnoliopsida; Poales; Poaceae. The coding region runs from base 142 to 618 and encodes 158 amino acids. The record is from RefSeq and is a predicted model, not a curated record. The transcript has a single exon.